AUGGAAGCGGUCUUGACAAGGCUGAGAGAUUUCUCCUGCAGGGAGGCUACCUUUGACACCUGUGAGCCUACGGCGGCCAUGGCCCUACCUGUGCCUUUGCCUCGUCGCCGGGACAUGGACACGGACAGCAGCGCUAACGGCUCUCGUCUGGUGACAGAGGAGCCCAGAGGGGGCAGCGGUGACCGUCUGCCACCCAUGGGGACACCCCCCACCCACCGGCUAGACAUCGAGUCGGCCUUGGCCUGGUUACGGAAGGAGCUGAUUGAGAUGCGCUCCCAGGACCAAGUGCUCAUCCGGCAGCUGAUGGAUCUCCACGAGGGCAUCCAGGAGCUGAAACUUGAUUAUGCAGAGGCCGAGUUGGAUCUAGAGGACGAAGACGAGGAGGAAGAGGAGGAGGAUGGGGAGCCAGCAGGCUGGGAGUCCGACGACAGUGAUGCUGGGACCAACAGCAGCAGCAAUAGCCCCUCCACCACCACUAGUAGCAGUAGUGAGCUGCAGCUGGGCUCUGGGGAGCUGGUCAGCUACUCCCCGUCCCCCCCAUCAGCCACCUCCUCCCGCCUGCUCCUCCCUGGCCUGUCUCCCUCUCGCCACCCUCCUCCUUCCCACUGCUCCUACCCCUACUACUCACCGCUAGGGUACCGACCAAAGCACCUCCUCUGCAGCAGACGCUCCUCUCUGCCCUAA
Engraulis encrasicolus (European anchovy) is the source of this 684-nucleotide messenger RNA. RefSeq lists its product as uncharacterized. NCBI's taxonomy places the organism in Eukaryota, Metazoa, Chordata, Actinopteri, Clupeiformes, Engraulidae. The record is from RefSeq and is a predicted model, not a curated record. The coding region runs from base 1 to 684 and encodes 227 amino acids. The transcript is spliced from 2 exons.